Molecule: messenger RNA, 5982 nt
Organism: Silurus meridionalis
Lineage: Eukaryota; Metazoa; Chordata; Actinopteri; Siluriformes; Siluridae
Gene: nbr1b
Product: NBR1 autophagy cargo receptor b
Biological process (GO): macroautophagy
Cellular component (GO): phagophore assembly site
Molecular function (GO): ubiquitin binding
Source: RefSeq, a predicted model, not a curated record
GUGACUCCAUGUGGGCGUGUUUAAGGCCGCUGAUGUAAACACGGCAGACGCGUUUCUAUUUUUUUGUUGUUUGAGUCUGGAAGUCUUGAUCUAUGCGGCAGCGCGGAUAAAUUCACCCCGCCAUGGAGCUGUACAUCAACCUGAAGGUGAAUUUUCGGGGCAACACGAAGAGUUUUCUGCUGUCCGGGUCCGAGCAUAAGAGCUGGGAGUCAAUGGAGGCCACGGUGAAAAGAUCUUUCGGCUUGUGCAGCUUGCAGCUGACGUACCUGGACGAGGAAAACGAAGAGGUGUCGAUAAACAGCCAGCUGGAGUAUGAAGAGGCUCUGAAGAGCGCAGCGCGGCAGAGCAACAGGCUGCAGAUGAACGUGUACGAGAGCAGAUCGACGACCGGCCGUGUUCCGGGUCCGGUCCCGGGCCCGGGUUUGUCCCAGGUGAAAUCUGGAAGCCUGACGGAGCCGAAGAGAGGAUUCCGGCCUCCUCAGCACUUCCCGAGCCUGGCACAGGCGGUGAGCCGAAAAGUUCAGGCUGCUGCGCUCGAGGAGGGUUUAGUGACCCUUAACGAGCUGAAGGGCGGGAAAGCUGAGGAUAAGACGCCUCCAGCCUGGUUCACCUCUUACAUGGAGAAGUUUAAGGACCAGGUGGUUCGUGAGGCUGUGGAAAAGAUCUGCAGGGAGUUCUCAGGCCAGUGUUGCAUCCAUAAACCCCUGGGAGCUGAGGCUCAGGUCUCGGAGGUUUCCUCGUCCACGCUUCCCGGCGCAAGCUCGGCUCCAGCCUGCAGCAGCUGCAGAGGGCAGACGGCAGGUGGAGGAUACCAGUGCAGCGUGUGCACGUCCUGCACCCUGUGUGAGCCGUGUAGCUUCUCACACGACCCGAGCCACAACCUGGUGAGAGCUCGGACGCCUCUCUCCAUCCCUGAGCGUGGAUCUCCAGCACCGGAUCAGAGCAGGUUCUACAGACGAGGAGAUCGGAGCUUUCGCAAGGCGGAGAAGCAGCGCUUGAAGGCGGAGAAGCGUCAGCUGAAGGCGGAAGUGAAGGAGAUCAGGAAGCAGCUGAGGAUGGAGAGGAGGAGUCUGCAGUGGGGCUGUGCAGGAGACGGAAACUCCUCCCCUGUGCUGCUACAGCCACGGGCUACACAGGCCAACAGCCCCGAGCGUCCGAAGCGUCCGUGUCCUCUAGCUGUCCCAGCGAUGACUGCGCUGCUGCUGGACGAAAAUCUGCCAGACGGUUCUCGUCUGAGGCCCGGGACCAAAUUUAUCAAAUACUGGAAGAUGAAGAACAGCGGCACAAUGAGCUGGAACUCGGACACUAAACUGAAGUUCAUGUGGGGGAAUCUGGCCGUGGGUUCGGGGGAGAGGUGGAGGGAGGUGUCUGUGCCCACGCUGCAGCCGGGGCAGGUGGGAUUAGUGAGCGUGGCGUUAAGUGCUCCCACCCUCGAGGGCACCUACACCUCACACUGGCGCCUGGCGCACGGAGGAGAGCAGUUCGGCCCACGGGUUUGGUGCAGCAUCGUCGUGGAUCCCGAAGCUCCAACUGCCAUUUCUGCUGACGGCCUUCUGGUGUCUCCAUGUGUCACUCCGCAGGAGAAAUCAGCUCGGACGUUAGAGAGGGAGGAGAAGAACCGCACAACAUCUGAGCCGCUGCUCAUCACCGUGGAUGAGGAUUGUGAUCAGGAGUUUUACAUUCCAUCUGUGGAUCUGCUGACGGCGCAGGACUUGCUGUCUUUUGAGCUUCUGGACAUUAACAUUGUGCAAGAGUUGGAGAGCGUUCCCAACAACACUCCCGCAGAUAUUACUCCCUGCAUUUCUCCUCUGCCCCAUGAUGCACUGCUGCAGGAUAAAACUUCUCCUCCGGGGAUCAUUCAGGAGGAAGCUGGGGAGGAAGUGCACGUAGUCAAUAGCAUUCUGGCCGUUUCUCAGGCCACAGAGUUAGGGGGAGUUCCUGCCCAGGAAAAAGGAGAGGAGGAUUUGAUUGGCCGUCAGUUUGUGAGCCAGUCAGUGAUUCGUUCUCUCACGCUGGGGUGUGACCAUACAAUGUUGCGUCCAGCACCGCAGGGCUCCGUGUCUCUCUGUGAGAGGAGGAUGGACAGAAUGGCAGAAAGCGCUGAUGUCCCACUUUCAGGUCCACCCAAAACUGAGUCUGAGGACCUUCUGGAUCCUUCUCCUCUCAUCUCUGUUCCUGCUGAACUCGUCACUGCAGAUGAAGGGAACGAAUCAGAUAUCGAGCGGAUCGUAAUGGACCCGGCUGCUGGAGACGAGGGCUAUGAGGACGAGGAAGAGGACUCGGAGGAGAGGCAGAAGGACAGAAAGGAGGUGGAGAAGGAGAAAAAGAAAGCGACAGAUGUAGAAGAGGGCAAAGAGGGUCGCAGCAGGACGUCGUCCGCCUCCUCGGAGGAUUACAUCAUCAUCCUGCCCGACUGUUUCGACACAACGCGUCCCCUCGGGGAGUCCAUGUACAGCUCGGCCGUGUCUCAGCAGGGAGACGAGAGCCUGGAGCGAGUUAGCGCAGACGCUAACGACAUGCUGUGUGCAUCGCAGACGCUGGACUCGGUGCCGCUCACGCCCGUGAUUGUAGCUGUGCCAAGACCUUCAGCAAAAUACAGCUCAGAGACUGAGGAGCAGCUCGGAGCAGCAGAGACGCCUCAGGUGGAGGAGCUUCAUCAGCCUGUAGGCAAAGUAGAGGAACCAAAAGAGCCUGAAUCUGCAUCCAGUGCAUCAGACAUGGUGAACUCUUGUACAGCUGCUGACUCGGAGAUCCAGGAGCUGAAAGCGAACAGUAUAACAGGAGGUCUGGUGAAGGGGGCGCUGUCUGUCGCUGCGUCUGCGUAUAAAGCUCUGUUUACGGGACAAUCCGGCCCUCAGCAGCUUCCUGAAGAAGCAGCAACACAGGAUGCCAUGAUGGCCGUCCUGGUGGAGAUGGGUUUCGCCGACCGAGCGCUGAAUCAGCAUCUGCUGCAGAAACACGGCCCCAACCUGCUGGACGUCGUAAACGAACUCGUGCACAUGCAGGACAACGACUGGUACACCACUCGCUACUAACACGCCCAGGGCGCAAUCUACUUCCUCUUUCCAGCUCGUUCCUUCCUUCUGUCCCCGUGUGUGUGUGUGUGUGUGUGUGUGUGUGUGUGUGUGUGUGUGUGUGUGUGUGUGUGGAAAACCAGGGCUCAAAAUCCUGAUUCCUGAACUCAUGAGAAUUCCUCUUCAGCAUUCCCACUGUUUACAUUCGUGGUGUUAAUAUGAGUUGUCGUUGUUGGACUGGAGGUCAAAAGUUUUUGGACACUGUUCAGCGUUUGAUUUGAUUUUCAGUUUAAACCUCUGAGCUUCAAUCUAAUAUCUGCUCAGAGCGAGAGACGACCAUACAGUCACAAUCUCACGUCAGGCUUCUUUGACUGAUUUUCCGUUUUGGACAUAAAAAGGUUUAAUUGGUUUUCGAUUUCGUAAAAAAAAAAAACUGGACAGAGUUUUCCAAAGCUGCUUAGUUUAAUCAGAAAAAACUGAAACCGAACUCGUUGAGGUCUAGAAAAAAAAAAUAUCUGGAGAAAAAUGUGUCAAAAUUAAUAAUAAUAUUGAUUCUGAUUUGUUUUAAUAUGCGUUUGAAAGGUCUGAGGUUUAAUGAAAGUAUAUUAUUAUUAUAUAUUAUGUAUUAUUAACCUUAAUAAAAAGCUUUUACACAACGCAAAAAUUAAAUCUGGAACAAGAUUAAAACAAACAAACACAAACUGGCACACAAUUGGAUAAACAUCUGGAAUUUUAAAAAGGUAUAUUUAUUAGAAAGGAUUAGUAUAUAUAUAUUAUUUUUAAUUUUUUAUAGAGGGUCUGGAGUUUAUUAAUAACAGUAAAAAAAAAAACUGAAAUAAAUCCUGAAAAGUUCUGGAGCAAAAAUAAAUAAAGAAAAAAAUUAUAUAAAGUCCUGCAAAACAUCUGCAAAAAUAAUUUGGAACAAGUGUAAAAAAUGAUUGGAAUUUACAACUAAUAAUAAUAAUAAUAAUAAUAAUAUUAUUAUUAUUAUUAUUAUUAUUAUUAUUAUUAUUGCAACAAUUCUAAAAAGGGUUUGUACAAAAUAAGAUUUAAAAUUGUAUAUUAAAAUAUCUGAAAAAUGUAUUCAGGACCUUUCUGGAUCAUGUCCCAAAAGCUUUAACAAUUCAAAGAAUCUGAAGAAUAAUAUCCAUUCAUUUAAAAAAUAUUUCUUCAUCUGAGGAAAAAUGAUGACUCCGUGUUCUAAAACUUUUGGCAUCCUGUACGUGUAGUUACUUCAUUAGAAGGAAGUUAUAAUGCAAAAUAAAAUAAAUAAAAAUCACAUGACGCACAAGCAGCAGAGAAAAUCCCGAAUAGUUCUGAUGAGUGUUUUACUGACUUCAUCAUCAUCAGAAACAGUGGUGGUGCUUCUGCUCUGAACUCUUUACCUGGAGAGAGCGAGUGAUGUGGAGAGCGAGUGAUGGGGGGAGCGAGUGAUGGGGAGAGCGAGUGAUGGGGGGAGCGAGUGAUGGGGAGAGCGAGUGAUGGGGAGAGCGAGUGAUGGGGAGAGCGAGUGAUGGAGAGAGCGAGUGAUGGGGAGAGCGAGUGAUGGGGAGAGCGAGUGAUGGAGAGAGCGAGAGAUAAUGAUAGUGACAGAGGCUGAGAGUGUGAUAGAGAGUGAAUGAUGGAGAGAAAGUGAAAACCUGAUGGAGACAGAGGGUGAUGGAGUGAUGGAGAGAGAGAAGAUGGAGUGAUAGAGAGAGAGAAGAUGGAGUUUGAAGUGCAGUAGAUUCAUUCGGUGGUGUUCGAAGAAUCUAAACCACAUUCCCUUCUCAGUAUAAAGGCAUGUUUUUCAGGACAAGUCUGUGCUGAUCGAUUAAGACGUGUGUGUGUGUGUGUGUGUGUGUGUGUGUGUGUGUGUGUGUGUGUGUGUGUGUGUGUGUGUGUGUGUUCAGUUAGGUUCCUGGACUUGUUCUUCAGAAAGCCCUGGAUUUGACUCGAUUGCUAGUUUGGAAGAAUGGUUUUCAUCAUCAGUAUAAAUGAGUAACAGCAUCCCUCAUUUUUGUUGGUGGUGUUUGUGGAUAUUAAAUAAUUAAUUAAUUAAAUUAAUAAAUCAAUCAUUAAAUGCACUCAGAGGUCAGCUGUGUUCGCUGAUCAUCGAUCAGCACUCGAUGAUAAAAUGAUGGUGUGGUACAGAAGAGCAUGAGGAAGAGCAUGAUGAUGAUGAUGAUGAUGAUGUGGCGUGUGCGGUGUGUAAUUUUAAAUGUUUUGUUUUAAAAAAAAAAACCCCUGAAGCUUAAAUGUAAGUGAGGAUAAAUACUGUAUCAUGCUGUGAAACGCUUCGUUCUAUUAUUAUAUAAUAUAUAUAAUGUACAUAUACAUGCAAAAAAACAUGACUCGAGCAGCAAUCAUGAAAUUCCUUGCACAUGAUGUUCAACAUUAUAGAAAUGCUUGUAAUGAAGGGAAAAAGGCCUUGUGGAAAUGAUUUCUAUUUUGAGAAUUUGGUUUCCUUCAUACUUCAAUUCGAAAAAAGCACCUUAAGGGAAAUUUGUGUGGGAAAAAAUCAUUCCGUGAUGAUGAUGAUGAUGAUGAUGAUGCGUUCAUGUUGAUCCUUUUUUUUCGACUCCUUGGCGUAUUUAUUGAAAGUCCCGCUUGUCAGAAUGGGUGUAAAUACUUUUAGUUUCAUUCUGUAUAAGUACACAAAGUGUACACUUUAUAUUUACACUUUAACUCGCACUAAUUAUUAGGAAUCUUUUUGUUACAUUUGUUUUUUGUGCCUUUUUUCUUUAGUUUUUUUUUUUUCCUGUAAUUUCUUCAGCUGAUCCGGAAAGACAUCUUUUCCUCCGGAUGCUUUUAGGAAUCAUUAGAAAUGUAAAGAUGACCAAAAAAAAGAAAAAGCCGUGGACCGUGUUGUUUAUGUAUCCGAGCGGGUGGGAACGGCGACGCAGUGAAUCGACUCGUGCUGUUGUUUAUGUAACACACACCUGGUGUAUGAAUCUGUCUGUAAUAAACGCUCAGAAAACCGAACAAA